GGCCCGCCUUCGAUUUAAAUGGUCACGAGGACCCGCCCCUUCGCAUCCUCCUGCAUAGCAGCGGACGUGGAGAGAAUACAGGCCCCAAGAUGGCGGACUCAGUCAGCCUCAUUCGCUGCGUAGUGGCAGGUAAGAGGCCGCUUCCCAGGCCCAAGGUACCGAAAGCAACGCUGGAUGCCCGACCGCAGUCUUCCCGGGAGUACCACUCAUCACCAUCCAAGAGGGUCCGACACGAAGAGAACAGCAUCAAAUCCGUUAAACUGAAAGCGGAUGGCGGAGGAGACCAACAGCUCCACAAACACAGUUACGGCAGCCCCACAACACUGGGCUUCAGUCCCGUCAAGGAGAUCAGUCGUAGCGCCCCAGUGCAGGCACCUCUCCACAAAGUAUUCAAGCAAAGCGCGUUCCUCGCUUCUGCCUCCAAACCCAAAAAGCUCAAGGAGAAACGAGAGAAAGAGAAGAGGAGACACAAACCGCCCCCCGAAAAUAACACUGUGCUCAGCUGUGGGGUGGAGCAGGAGAACGGACAGCUGAAGUUGGUGCAGAAAGAGCACAAUGGCAAGGACAAGGAGAAAGAAAAGAAGGAGAAGGACAGAGAGAAGGAGCGGAAGAAACACAAAGUAAUGAAUGAAAUUAAGAGGGAAAAUGGGGAGGUGAAGUUGCUCCUGAAAGGGGCUAAAGAAAAACCGAAGUUGAACUUUGAGGAGCUGCAGAUCAGAAAGGCGAAGAAGAAGAAGAAAAAAAAGCACAGAGAGGAGGAGAGGCGACGGCGCCCCAAGAUGUGCAGCCGGUGGAGUCAGACGCCGUGCUCGGAGCCAACGGGGCUGCUGCCUCCCUGCAGCAGUGGGGAGGGGGGCUGUCCCCUGCUACCCUUUCUGAAAGAGGAGGGAAGCUGCAGCCCUUUGAGCCUCCAGCCUGUAGGGGGCGCUGAUUGUGCCGAGCGCCGGCUGCCGUGCAGCCCCGAGUUCCGCCGGUUCAUCCACGAGGAGAGGCAACCCAACGGAGGCGCAGUGGUGCUGCACGCCUACAGCCACGAGCUGUCCGCCCUGUCUCCCGCCAGCAUGGAGAAGUUCGCCCAGGAGUUUGUGACGCUGGCGUUCAGCGAGGACGAGAAAUGCGCAGCUCUUUACGUGAUGGGGAUCAUUCACGGUGCCGCCUCCUAUCUCCCAGACUUCCUGGAAUACUUCUCCUCCAAGUUCCCCAGCUCCCCUGUCAAAAUGGAGAUCAUUGGCAAGAAGGACAUUGAGACGACAACAAUGUCGAGCUUCCAUGCUCAGGUGAAGAGAACGUACUCCCAUGGGACGUACCGUGCUGGGCCUAUGAGGCAGAUCAGCUUGGUGGGAGCUGUAGAUGAAGAGGUCGGAGAUUAUUUCCCAGAAUUCCUCGGCAUGUUGGAAGAGUCGCCAUUUUUAAACCGCACGCUGCCCUGGGGGACUUUUUCCAGCCUGGAGCUGAAGAGUCCGACAGAGAGCGACGACGGACCCAUCAUGUGGGUGCGGCCAGGGGAGCAGAUGAUCCCUGUCGCUGACGUGCCGAAAUCCCCUUUCAAGAGGAGGAGGUCCUCCAAUGAGAUCAGAAACCUGCAGCUCCGCCCUCGGACCAGUGAGCCUCGGGAGAUGCUGUUUGAGGACCGCACACGUGCUCAUGCUGAUCAUAUCGGCCAGGGCUUUGAGAGGCAAACCACUGCAGCCGUGGGUGUGCUGAAAGCAGUGCAUUGUGGGGAGUGUGCGGAUCCCCCUCGGAUUACCAAAGAUGUGAUCUGCUUCCAUGCUGGAGAUUUUCCAGAGGUGGUGCAGAGGCUACAGCUGGACCUGCACGAGCCGCCCCUCUCUCAGUGUGUGCAGUGGGUGGACGAUGCCAAGCUGAACCAGCUGAGAAGGGAAGGGAUCCGCUACGCUCGCAUCCAGCUCUACGACAACGACAUCUACUACAUUCCCCGGAACGUGGUGCACCAGUUCAAGACUGUGUCGUCCGUCUGCAGCCUCGCCUGGCACAUCCGCUUAAAACAGUACCACCAGAGUGCAAAUGACAGCCCUGCCCCCUCUAACUACCAGCCCCCUGCAGACACUGCCCUCCCCAAAAUCAAAGUGGAACCUGUGGACACGCCUCUGGCAGAGGGAACUAAUGAACCGUCUACUUUUCACCUGCCGGCAACCGAGUUCCACCUAAACCACCACUCAAACACUCCAGCCAUGCCCACCCUCCUAUCCCAGAGUGAGAAAUCACAUGACACCCUGCACCCAAAGAUCCUGCUCUCCCCCCCAGGCACCCUGCACAAAUCCGCAAGCACCCCCUCGCCGGAGCAGCCGGCGGGUGUUUUGCUCUGAUCUGCACAGGCUGGGUUUGGGACCCCAUCUGUAAAGCAGUGUGGUAUGACUCUCGGCCUACAGUCCAGUGGAGCUGAGUGACUGCUCUCUGAGCCCACCCUGAGGUACACUGCGCUGUCAGGUCUCACAGCUGCAGCUCCUUAAAUUAUAUAUUUUGAAUCUGUCUGUCAUAGACCUGUUUCAGCUGACAUGAACAGAUAUAUUUUUUGUAAGAGGCUCCAGGCUUUUCCAUGGAGAUUAUUUAUACCAACUGUUUUUGUCCCAUGUUAAAUGUCAGCACUGUAGUGUAAACUUUUAUUAAAAAAAGAAAAUUGUGGUGUGACUAGUACCUACUAGUACCUAGUACCUAGUCCUAACACAGGGUCACAGUAUUGGAACAUUGUGAAUUAGGUUAGAGCCAGAAUAGUA
Messenger RNA from Megalops cyprinoides (Indo-Pacific tarpon), 2735 nucleotides. Its product is annotated as lysine-specific demethylase RSBN1L-like. Gene Ontology annotation, cellular component: nucleus. Bases 90 to 2327 code for a protein of 745 amino acids. The record is from RefSeq and is a predicted model, not a curated record. Lineage: Eukaryota; Metazoa; Chordata; Actinopteri; Elopiformes; Megalopidae. The transcript has 8 exons.